GAGUCUAUACAGUGUCGGUGGUAUACGUGUCGGAUGAAAUAGUCGCAUUUGUUUUUAUCGUGACUGACUUUCGGUGCCUGUAUAGAUUCGUAUGUAAUACAAAACGAGGGGAGGACGAGUUGUAUGCCGUCAAAUGUUGAACUACUGAUCCAGCGUGUUUGUCCAAUCGUCUCUCUUCCUCUGUGUGUGUGUGUGUGUGUGUGCCUCCAUUGUGUGCAAUCUUGCUUGUUUGUUUUCAGUUCGCUGGAUAUUUGGAGGUUGAACAGUUGAAAUUGUGUAGAGUCCAAUUUUUGUGGGGGGACUCUGAACUGAAAAUGGUUCAACAACAACAGCCCGAUUGUAAGGAUGUACGGUCCAGGAACAUGCAACGAUCACCUACACCCGAGAGUCUGCAGUAUGGCGGAGGUGACAGUAGCUACGGCAGUAACAGCGCCGGUCACAAUCAUCAUUGCUGCUGCGCCAACGGGGACCCCAACAGUCCCGGCUCAUCGUUCCAGUCCAGUCUGAAUCAUCCGUCAGGCAGCUGUUCGCAAACGGCCUGCGCUGGAUGUUCGUCAUCGGCAGCGGCUGCAACUGGCAUCACUUGCAUCGCCGGUCCAGUCAGUUCGUCCAGCAGCGGGGCUGGCGGCAAUGCUCCGACCAUCGUCACAUCAACGGCGGCCGGCAUUCCGUCGGCAGUCAAAUUCGAACUGGGCCGGAUCGAAGUGUGCGAGGGAUGCGGAUUGGGUAUCGCCGACCGCUACGUGAUGCGCGUAGCCGACGGGUCCUGGCACGAGGACUGUCUGGUCUGCUGCAUCUGUCACGCCCCUCUCGUUCAUUCUUGCUUCACGCGUUCCGGCAGGGUCUACUGUCGCCAAGACUACGACAGAGUGUACGGCGCUAAAUGCGGACGUUGCGGCGAACGAUUGUACCCGCACGAAUUAGUCAUGAGGGCUGGCUCUUCGCUGGCUUUCCAUUUGCCAUGUUUCGGUUGUUUCAUCUGCGGCCGACCGUUGCAGAAAGGCGAUCAGUUUGUGGUCAGGGCGGGUCAACUUCUGUGCAGGGACGAUCUCGAAAAGGAUUUAUUCCUCAUUCAGUCGACUACCAAUAACAACAAUAAUAACGGAGAUGAUUCCGCGGCUGACGACAACAAUCGGCCACGACACGACGGCCGUCGAGGGCCUAAACGACCGCGGACGAUCCUAACCUCGGCCCAGCGGAGGCAGUUCAAAGCUUCGUUUGAAAUCAGUCCCAAACCUUGUCGCAAAGUGCGCGAAGCUCUGGCCAAAGAAACGGGUCUCAGCGUUCGCGUCGUUCAGGUGUGGUUCCAAAAUCAACGAGCCAAAAUGAAGAAGCUGCAGCGCAAAGCCAAAAUCGAAGCCGAGAAAAAUGGAUCGUCCACAUCAGCGGCUACGACCUCUGGCGACAAGAAAGACGGCGCAAAGGGCGACGGCAAAAAGCGGUUUGGAGAUAGCGGCGAUGGUGCAGGCAACUCGUCGCUCAUGUCCAACAUGCCCUACUCACCCAACGGUGAUGGGUCUUAUGUCGGCCAUUCGGGGGAUAGUAUGUGUGGGUCGGAUUUAUCACUGGACGAUAGCGGCGGGUUUGAUCAGCUGGACGACGGACAUUCGCUUAGCGGUGUUGACCUUCAGGACAUGCAGCAACAGCAGCAACAGCAUUCGAUGAGUUUACAUCAUCUUCACCAUCACUUGGCUGAGGCGUCCUCACCUCACCUCCACUCCAAUCACUCGGAAUUGAUUCCAGCACCGCCAUCCGGAUCCUAUCAUCCCAUCAAUCCAAUAGAUAAACUCUAUUUGAUGCAGAAUGCCUACUUCCGUUUGGACCAAUAAGAGAAAGGUCAACAGCCUCCCAACUAUUAUAUAAUAUCUUCUCUCGUUUGAUUUGAAAUUGAUUUUUCUUUCGUCCGUUCUUCACUUGCUAACGUUUUUAAUGUAUAAAGUGUUAUUCUAUCAAAGUGCUGGGG
Molecule: messenger RNA, 1963 nt
Organism: Daphnia magna
Lineage: Eukaryota; Metazoa; Arthropoda; Branchiopoda; Diplostraca; Daphniidae
Product: LIM homeobox transcription factor 1-alpha
Biological process (GO): regulation of transcription by RNA polymerase II; neuron differentiation
Cellular component (GO): nucleus
Molecular function (GO): DNA-binding transcription factor activity, RNA polymerase II-specific; RNA polymerase II transcription regulatory region sequence-specific DNA binding
Source: RefSeq, a predicted model, not a curated record